AUGAUAAGCGAAGAGAGAGAAAGAGAGAGCUCUAGAGAGAGAGAGAGAGAAAAAAAAAAUGAAGAGCGAACAACAAGUCCAAAACAAACUGACUUCAUUCUCUUUAUGUUUUCUCCACAGGAUCGACACGAUAAGUUGGUCCGUGCCACGGACUUGGAUGCGUUGAGUUGCCGAUAUAGCAUCAAUGAAAAGUCGUACUUGGUUCCGCGUGACGAGUUCAUCCCGGACUUGAUCCAAAGCUACCAACAACAUUUGCAGUAUUGUCAGGGGUAUACCCAGUUGUCGUCUUCAAGGACAUUGAGGACAGUAUUCCAGGAAAGAAAGUUCCCAUUGAUCAACAGAGGAUCCUACCUACGCACCACCGCUAUUGAUAAAGUAGUACGGGAAUUUGUCGACGAGUUUUCAGGAAAAUGCCAAAUUGUGUCGUUGGGAAGCGGAUCAGACACCAGAGCAUUCACGUUGUUGCAGCAACACCCGGAAUUGGUUAUCCAUGAGAUUGAUUUUCCAGAGUCCACAAGAAUCAAGAAGUUGGCGAUUUUGCAGAGCAGUAAGCUCAGAGAUAUUGUUGGAACGGACGAGAGUGCACCACCUAUUGAAAGCAAGUCGUCGUUUGCCGAAUACAGUCCAGAUUUGUUCACACGACAAUACUAUCUCCACGGACUAGAUUUACGAACACUCGACAACAAAAUGCCUGGGUUCAAAGAGGAUGUACCCACAUUGGUGAUCAGCGAGUGUGUGUUGUGCUACUUAUCGCCUGAAGAAUACGAGAAGACAAUCAAGUACUGGACAAGCCAUAGUGGCGACAACAUCAUGGGGUUCUUGAUUUACGAGCCAAUGUCGUUGAACGACCAGUUUGGCACUACAAUGACGCAGAACUUGCUCAACAGGGGACUCAACUUGCAGAUGUUCAACAAAUACCCCGAUCUAGCGGCCAGAAAGCGGUUUCUUGAAGGGGAGUGCGGGUUGCUGAAUUCGAGAUUGACCGACAUGAGUGAUGUUGGUGGUUAUAAGGAGCAUAAUUCCCAAUGGAUCGAUGAUCAAGAGUUGCAUCGUAUUAACAAAUUGGAGUUUAUUGAUGAGAUUGAAGAGAUACGACUACUAUUAGACCACUACUGUUUGGUGUACACAGAAUACCCAAACAAACACGGCAGGUCAUUCAAAGGAGCUAAUAAAUGGCAUUGGAUUAUGUAG
This is a messenger RNA of Candida tropicalis MYA-3404, 1191 nucleotides long. RefSeq lists its product as uncharacterized. The coding region runs from base 1 to 1191 and encodes 396 amino acids. Gene Ontology annotation, biological process: C-terminal protein methylation. Lineage: Eukaryota; Fungi; Ascomycota; Pichiomycetes; Serinales; Debaryomycetaceae. The record is from RefSeq and is a predicted model, not a curated record. The transcript has a single exon. Gene Ontology annotation, molecular function: protein C-terminal leucine carboxyl O-methyltransferase activity.